Molecule: messenger RNA, 1083 nt
Organism: Rhodamnia argentea
Lineage: Eukaryota; Viridiplantae; Streptophyta; Magnoliopsida; Myrtales; Myrtaceae
Product: probable peroxygenase 4
Exons: 6
Coding region: 153-773 (206 amino acids)
Molecular function (GO): calcium ion binding; monooxygenase activity
Source: RefSeq, a predicted model, not a curated record
CCGCACAGAUCACACAGCAGAUAUUCCCCGAAAAGCUCCAAAACAAGGAAGGCACGCUCUUGCUCUGUUCGCUCCACCCACCCCUCCCUCCCGUUGUUCGUCGCUUUCCUCUCUCGCCGGCUCUAGGAAACAGAAUCUCGACGAUCGAUCACAUGGCGUCGUCGUCUCCUUCGUCGACCAGUAACCCUGACGAUGGUAAUAAUGCGGAGAAGCACGAUCCCAUGAUGCCGAACGACCAGAACGUCCUGCAGAAGCACGCCGCCUUCUUCGACCGCAACCACGACGGCGUCGUCUAUCCCUGGGAGACAUUUCAAGGUUUUCGAUCGAUCGGCGCUAGCCUCUUCAUGUCCACCGUCGCUGCCGCCUUCAUCAACAUCGGACUCAGCCAGAAAACUCGCCCUGGCAAAUUCCCUUCCUUUCUGUUUCCAAUCGAAGUCAAGAACAUCCAAAAGGCCAAGCACGGAAGUGAUUCUGGCGUCUACGAUUCUGAAGGAAGGUUCGUUCUGUCGAAAUUUGAAGAAAUUUUCGGGAAGCACGCACUGACGCACCCGAAUGCCUUGACAUCGGAUGAACUGCAGGAGAUGCUCAAGUCCAAUAGGCAACCCAGGAACUACACAGGCUGGUUGGCGAGCUACGCGGAAUGGAAGGUCCUGUACAUUCUUUGCAAGGACAAGAACGGUCUGCUUCACAAAGACACGGUCCGGGCCGUGUACGACGGGAGCUUGUUCGAGCGCAUGGAGAAGGACCGAGCAUCCAAAAAGCAGAAGGACUGAAUCGAUUGACUUUAGGGCAAAACUGCUACGGCGUUCGACCUCUCGUUGGUUGGCUGUAAAUUCCGUUUGUUAUUUCGAAUCGUUAUUCAUACAUCGAAUGAUGAAAGACAAUAACUAAAGCAGAAACCCCGAUGUGUUUGGCUUGUUGAUUUUUAGUGCUUUUACUGAUGUAGUUUACAAUGCAAGUGUUUAUUUGUGAGCAUGCCCCUUAAUGUGGCAGCUGCCUUAUCGAAUCGAUAUUGUUUGUGACAAUAAAGCUGUACCCACCUUCCAUGUGCCGGAUUCACGAUGAAAUUUUCAACUUCAUUUU